This is a messenger RNA of Trichosurus vulpecula (common brushtail), 2086 nucleotides long. It is a transcript of the gene CLDN23, whose product is annotated as claudin 23. Gene Ontology annotation, cellular component: plasma membrane; bicellular tight junction. The record is from RefSeq and is a predicted model, not a curated record. Gene Ontology annotation, molecular function: structural molecule activity. Gene Ontology annotation, biological process: cell adhesion; bicellular tight junction assembly. NCBI's taxonomy places the organism in Eukaryota, Metazoa, Chordata, Mammalia, Diprotodontia, Phalangeridae. The transcript has a single exon. The coding region runs from base 275 to 1108 and encodes 277 amino acids.
GAGAGACUGAGAAGGAGAAGGAGGUGGGAGGUGCGGAGCAGAUCAGGACUGAGCCUGAUGCCCUGAUCAGGGCUCUCAGAUCGCCAGAGGCACCUCAGUGUCAGGGGCGCGCUGGCCCCUUUGGGAAGCUUGCAGCUGGGUGGAGAGAGCCGAGGUGGACUAGAGGGGACACAGCGGCACUGAGGGGUCCACAUUCUCGCCCACUGGAUCUCUCAGACUCGGACAGACUUCCUCCUGCCAAAGUGAGGGGCCCAGCAACCACCCAGCCGCGGAGAUGAGGACGCCCGUGGUCAUGACCCUGGGCUUGGUGCUGGCCCCCUGCGGCUUGCUCCUGAACCUGGUCUGCACGCUGACGCCGGGCUGGCGGCAGAAGACAGGUUUCCUUGAUCAGCCGGUGGACUUGCUGGUAACCCAGGGACUGUGGGACACUUGUAGAGAGCAGAGCAGUAGCGAAAGACAGUGCGGGGUGUCCGACGAGCUGGGGUACUACUCGUCUGAGCCGGUGCGGGCGGCGCGCGCUCUGACCGUCACGGGGCUGGCCACCUCGGCCGUGGGGCUGCUGAUGGCCUCGCUGGGGGUGCGCUGCUGGCGCCAGAAGCCCCGCGCCUGGCUAGCAGGGGCCUCCGGCGUCGUGCUCUUUGCCGCCGGCCUCCUGGGGCUCAUCCCGGUGGCUUGGUACAGCCACGUCCUGCAGGACCGCACCGUGCUGCCCGCAGAGUCCAGCCCGGUCCAGCUGCGGGUCGGCUACAGUUUAGUGCUCGGCUUCUUGGGCAGUUGCCUGCUGCUAGUUGGGGGCUUCUCCCUGGCACUCAGCUUCGCCCAGGUCUGCAAAGAGCGCUCCCAUCGCCGUAAGGCGUACCCCAGUCCGCGCCGCAGCAGUCUUAACACUGUGCAGAUCCAAUGGCCCGCAGCUCCCACCAUUCCAUCGAUCUUGUCCCAGCGCGGUCAGGGCCGACCUCAGCCCCAGGGUGGCCCUAAGCCCCGAGUAGGCUUCAGAAUGCCUCGGCCAGCAGCCUACACGAACCCAGAGGAUGUAUUGCAGGGGGAGGAAAGCAGCAGCUCUCACAUUGGCUCCAGUACCACACUGCCCUGUGACUCAGACUUGUAGCUUCUCCCCUUUGCUUCGAUUCCUGGUCCUGGCCCUGCUCAGAUGAAUGCAGUGGGAGCCCCUGAGAAACGCUAGGACUGCCCGGGAUCCGUCAUUUCUUCCAGGUUCCCACUUUGGUUCCUGCUGCUUUUGAAAGGCAUAUAUUUUGGGGUUCAGAUGGUUUUCGUGGAAUGUCAAAGCUAGAGGGGACCUCAGAAGUAAGUCAAGCCACUUCCUAGAAGCGACUGGGUGGAACAGUGGAUAGAAUGCUGCAGCUAGAGUCAGGAAGCCCCGAGUUGGAGUGGGUCCCCUGACACCACUGACACUUCCUAGCUGUGGAACCCUGGUCCAGUCACUUGAUGGUCCUCAUCUGUCAAGUGGAUAAUAAUGACAGCACCUACCUCCCAGGGUAGUUGUGAGGAUCACAUAAGAUCGUAUUUUGAAGGCGCUUUCCAAAGUUUAAAGCUCUCUAUAAGCUCUCUCUUCCUCAUCUUAACAGGAGUCCAGAGAGCUGAGGGAGACCAGAACCCAGGGCUCUGAGUGAUCUGCUUACUGGAACACUGAGUCUUUGUUGCUCAAGGAUUAUUUAAAACUUUUCAAAGCACUCAAUACAGCCCGGGGACUACAGAACAUGUUUAGAUCACACUUGGAGGCCUAAUUGUGGUAAUUGGAUCCAUCACGUCAUUUGGAAUCCACCUGCCCUGCUCUACAGCUCAAAGCUGAUACUGUAUAGAAUCAAAGAACGGCUAUAGAGUUUGUGCCUUGGGGACCAGAUGAAGAAAAGGGGGCCAAGAGAGCAACAAUGAUUCUCAAAGGGUCAUACAUAUCUGGUGAGACUCAGUCACAGAACCCGGACUUGGGCCCAGGUCUGCUGACAUGCAGACUGGUGGUUAUAGUUAGGCUUAAAAGAAGAAGCAAUAUGGUUUUGGGCCUGGAGUCAGGAAUACCAGGUUCAAAUUUCACCUUCGACAGCUAUUAGCCAUGUGACCCUGGGCAAAA